AUGGCCCAGGUUCGAGAAGAUUUCUUGUCCUCUGGCUCCAUGGUCCACUGGAGUUCCGGAGGCGGGGGAGGAGCCUCGCCCGAGGAGGUGGUUGAGAAGGCGGGGGAAAUGGAGGAGGAGGCGGUGGGGACGGUGAAGGCGUCUGUGGGCCCGGAAGCUGAAGAGAUGAAGCUGGAGCCAUUACAACAGCGUAAACCCGCGCCCGAGGAGAACUUAACGUGGAGCGGCAGCGGCGGCGACGAGAAGGUGCUCCCUUCAACCCCCACUACCUGUCACAGCAGCAACUUGUCCGUUUGCCGGCGCCGCAAGCCCUAUCCUCGGCCCCAGCCCCGGGCCUGCUCCCGAAGCCACCCCGGGCUCUUGGCCCCACCCCCGCUUCCAGCCGGGCCCCCGCCUUCGCCCCCACUGCGUCGCAGGGCCUGGCGCAGAUCCCGGCGGCGUAGAUCCCGGCCCAGGUCCAGGCCCCAGACACGCAGGAGCUGCUCUGGUGACCUCAGCGGUUCUGAGGACCAAGGCAGUUUAGGAGACUGGUUGCUGGAGGUCGAGUUUGAUCAGGGUUCCACAGGGUGCUCUCAUGUGGAGAGCUUUAAAGUAGCUAAGAACUGGCAGAAGAACCCGCGGUUGAUCUACCAGCGUUUCGUUUGGAGUGGGACCCCAGAGAUGAGGAAACGUAAGGCAAAGUCAUGCAUCUGUCAUGUAUGUAGUACUCAUAUGAACAGACUCCACUCUUGUCUCUCCUGUGUCUUUUUCGGCUGCUUUACUGAGAAACAUAUUCACAAACAUGCGGAAAAAAAACAGCACAAUUUAGCUGUUGACCUCUAUCAUGGGGUUAUAUAUUGCUUUAUGUGUAAGGAUUAUGUAUAUGACAAAGACAUAGAACAGAUUGCCAAAGAAACAAAAGAGAAAAUUUUGAAAUUAUUAACUUCCACCUCCACAGACGUUUCUCAUCAACAGUUUAUGACAUCAGAGGUUGAAGAAAAGCAAUCAACCUGCGAGUCAAAGGAACAGGAACCAAAAGUGAUGAAACCCAAGAAAAAGAGGAGAAAAAAGUUAGUCUAUACUGUAGGCCUGAGAGGACUAAUCAAUCUUGGGAACACCUGUUUUAUGAAUUGUAUUGUUCAGGCACUUACCCAUAUUCCUCUAUUGAAAGAUUUCUUUCUCUCUGACAAGCACAAAUGUAUAAUGACAAGCCCCAGUUUGUGUCUGGUCUGUGAAAUGUCUUCACUUUUUCAUGCUAUGUACUCUGGGAGCCGAACUCCUCACAUUCCCUAUAAGUUACUGCACCUAAUAUGGAUUCAUGCAGAACAUUUAGCAGGGUACAGGCAACAAGAUGCACACGAGUUCCUUAUUGCAGUAUUAGAUGUGCUACAUAGACACAGCAAAGAUGAUAGUGUUGGUCAGGAGGCCAGUAACCCUAACUGCUGUAACUGCAUCAUAGACCAAAUCUUUACAGGUGGCCUGCAGUCAGAUGUUACAUGUCAAGCUUGCCAUAGUGUCUCUACCACCAUAGACCCAUGUUGGGACAUCAGUUUGGACCUGCCUGGCUCUUGUGCCACGUUCAGUUCCCAGAGCCCAGAGAGGGCUGACAGGACAGUGAGCAGGGAUGACCACAUGCAAGGAAUCCCCUCACUUACAGACUGCCUGCAUUGGUUUACAAGGCCAGAGCACCUAGGAAGCAGUGCCAAAAUCAAAUGUAGUAGUUGCCAAAGCUAUCAGGAAUCUACCAAACAGCUCACAAUGAAGAAAUUACCCAUUGUGGCCUGUUUUCAUCUCAAGCGGUUUGAGCAUGUAGGCAAACAGAGGCGAAAGAUUAAUACGUUUAUCUCCUUUCCCUUGGAGCUGGACAUGACUCCGUUUUUGGCUUCUACUAAAGAGAACAGAAUGAAAGAAGGACAGCCAGCAACAGACUGUUUGCCCAGUGAGAAUAAGUAUUCCUUGUUUGCAGUGAUUAAUCACCAUGGAACUCUGGAAAGUGGCCACUAUACCAGCUUUAUCCGGCAACAAAAGGACCAGUGGUUCAGCUGUGAUGAUGCUAUCAUCACCAAGGCUACCAUUGAGGACUUACUCUACAGUGAAGGAUAUUUACUCUUCUAUCACAAACAGGGGCUAGAAAAAGACUAG
Molecule: messenger RNA, 2121 nt
Organism: Cynocephalus volans (Philippine flying lemur)
Lineage: Eukaryota; Metazoa; Chordata; Mammalia; Dermoptera; Cynocephalidae
Gene: USP51
Product: ubiquitin specific peptidase 51
Exons: 1
Coding region: 1-2121 (706 amino acids)
Biological process (GO): protein deubiquitination
Molecular function (GO): zinc ion binding; cysteine-type deubiquitinase activity
Source: RefSeq, a predicted model, not a curated record